UUUCACUGCAACUCUGAGGCGACGAUAAGAGGGCAUUGAAUAUGGGUAGUUGCCACAGGGAUACAAGCGUCGAGGACACGUGUCAAUAAGACUGGGAGAGUUGUUUAGAGGAUCGAGAAAGAUGGAUAAGUUCAUUCUGCUAUUUUUUAUUUUGCAGGUUUAUAGUUCAUUUGCGAAAUUGAACCUGAAAAGUAUAACAGGGAUCUAUGAAGUGAAGACUUUUAAAAAGUUUGUGAAGACCCAUAAGAAUGUUUUAGUUAUUUUCUCAAAAGAUGAUAAAUCUGCAAUUGAUGCAGUUAGAUGGUGUGAUGCUGUAGCGAAACAAAUAAAGGGUCAAGGUGACAUUGUUUAUAUAAAUUGUGGGGAGGACAAAGAAAGUAAAAAGUUAUGUAAGAAAUACAAGACCAGUCCAAGCCCUUUAGUGUUGAAGCAUUUCAAGGAUGGCAAUUUUCAUAAAUUAUAUGAUAGAAAGCAUACUGCAAAGUCUUUGCUAAAUUUUAUGAGAAACCCAACUGGUGAUGUUCCAUGGGAUGAAGAUGCAACUGCAAAAGAUGUAGUCCACAUAAAUACUAUUCCGGAAUUUAUCAAGCUUAGAAGGAAAGAAAAAGGAUCUUUGCUAGUUAUGUUCUAUGCCCCAUGGUGUGGACACUGUAAACGACUAAAACCAGAAUUUUCUGCAGCUGCAACAGAAGUCAAAGGGAGAGCGACUCUUGCUAGUCUUGACUGUGACAAACCUGAACUAUCUGAUAUUAAAUAUGAAUUCAACAUUACUGGCUACCCAACUUUAAUAUUUUUUGAAAAUGGCCAACAAAAGUUUGAUUAUGGUGGAAAAUAUUCAAAAGAUGGAAUUGUCGAAUGGCUUGAAGAUCCCCAACCUGCCAAAACUGAACCAGAAAGCGCCGAAGAAGAGUGGAAAGAUGUCCCGAGUGACGUGGUUCACUUAAAAAGCGACACAUUUGACACUGUUGUUUCAAAUUCAUCUUCUGUUUUGGUAAUGUUUUACGCUCCAUGGUGUAGUCAUUGCAAAAAGAUGAAACCGGAGUACAUUGAAGCAGCUAAACGAAUGAAGGACGAAAAUGUUGAUGGAAUCCUUGCAGCUGUUGACUGCACCAAAGAACAAUCUCUAGGGAAAAAAUACGAUAUUUCUGGCUUUCCGACAGUGAAAUAUUUUAGAUUUUUAAACAAGCAGCAUUUCAAGGAUGGCAAUUUUCAUAAAUUAUAUGAUAGAAAGCAUACUGCAAAGUCUUUGCUAAAUUUUAUGAGAAACCCAACUGGUGAUGUUCCAUGGGAUGAAGAUGCAACUGCAAAAGAUGUAGUCCACAUAAAUACUAUUCCGGAAUUUAUCAAGCUUAGAAGGAAAGAAAAAGGAUCUUUGCUAGUUAUGUUCUAUGCCCCAUGGUGUGGACACUGUAAACGACUAAAACCAGAAUUUUCUGCAGCUGCAACAGAAGUCAAAGGGAGAGCGACUCUUGCUAGUCUUGACUGUGACAAACCUGAACUAUCUGAUAUUAAAUAUGAAUUCAACAUUACUGGCUACCCAACUUUAAUAUUUUUUGAAAAUGGCCAACAAAAGUUUGAUUAUGGUGGAAAAUAUUCAAAAGAUGGAAUUGUCGAAUGGCUUGAAGAUCCCCAACCUGCCAAAACUGAACCAGAAAGCGCCGAAGAAGAGUGGAAAGAUGUCCCGAGUGACGUGGUUCACUUAAAAAGCGACACAUUUGACACUGUUGUUUCAAAUUCAUCUUCUGUUUUGGUAAUGUUUUACGCUCCAUGGUGUAGUCAUUGCAAAAAGAUGAAACCGGAGUACAUUGAAGCAGCUAAACGAAUGAAGGACGAAAAUGUUGAUGGAAUCCUUGCAGCUGUUGACUGCACCAAAGAACAAUCUCUAGGGAAAAAAUACGAUAUUUCUGGCUUUCCGACAGUGAAAUAUUUUAGCGAAGGCGAAUUCAAAUAUACAGUAAGGGAGAGAACAGCUGACAAAAUCGUGGAUUUCAUGAAAGACCCAAAGGAGCCUCCACCACCACCCCCACCAGACCAACCCUGGAGCGAAACAUCUGGCAAAGAGAUCCUUCACCUCGAUGACCUCACCUUUAAAGAUUCUCUAAAGAAACGAAAGCAUGUUCUUGUCAUGUUCUAUGCACCAUGGUGUGGGCACUGCAAAAAAGCAAAACCAGAAUACGAGAAGGCAGCCUUAGAGUUUGUUGACGACAGAAAGGUGACAUUUGCUGCGGUAGAUUGUACGAUCAGUCAAGCAACAUGCGAAUCAUUUGAUGUCUCUGGCUAUCCAACAUUUAAGUACAUAAACUAUGGAAAGAAAACAUUGGAUUACCAAAGUGGAAGGGAGACGAAUGAUUUCAUCAAUUUUAUGAAAGAUCCAAAAGAAGGUCCACCGCCGCCACCUCCAGAGAAAGAAUGGUCUGAGCAUCCAAGCAAGAUUCAUCACCUGUCUGAUAACGAUUUCGAUUCAUUUAUGAAAGAUCACAAUUCAGUUUUGGUCAUGUUUUAUGCCCCAUGGUGUGGUCAUUGUAAAGCAAUGAAGCCAGCAUAUGAAGAGGCCGCAGAAGAACUUCAAAGUCAAGGGGCCUCUGGAGUCCUGGCAGCAGUCGACUGCACCAAAAACUCAGCUUUACGUGACAAGUAUGAGAUCAAAGGAUUUCCAACUUUGAAAUACUUCAGGUUAGUAUAUUUAAACGGAGAAUCGAAGGUCAAGUACGAAAGUGGACGCACGAAAGAGAAUCUUGUGAAAUUCAUGCUCAAUCCAGGCAAAGCAAUCCCACCUCCUGCAACAGACUGGAGCGAAGAAUCCAAGCAUGUCGUUUUUCUCACUUCAAAUACUUUUGAUGAGUUUGCAAAAGACAAAUCUGAUAUGCUGGUGAUGUUUUACGCUCCUUGGUGUGGCCAUUGCAAUAAAAUGAAACCUGCUUAUUUCGAGGCAGCUAAAGUACUGAAGGAAGACAUGCCUGAUUCGGUCCUGGCUGCCGUGGACUGCCAGGCAAAUCCAGAUGUUGCCGAGAAAUACCAUAUCAAGGGAUUUCCUACACUGAAAUUUUUCAAAAAUGGUCAGCAUGCUGCUGAUUAUGAAGGAGGACGCGGCAUCGAUGAAAUUUUGGAUUUCAUGAAAAGAGAGAAUAAGGGCAAAAAGAGUUCACCCGCAAUAGACAAAGAAAAAUGGAGUAACCUCCCUAGCUCUGUUGUUCAUCUGACGGCCGAGAACCUUGACUCCGCACUUUCCAGCAGCGAGCAUUCGCUUGUCAUGUUCCAUACAUCAGUUUGCCAACAAUGUUAUAAAAUGAGACGUGACUACAUGAAAGCAGCCUCCAGAACGGUUAGUAAGAAGUUCAAGCUAGCCGCACUGGACUGUGAUGAUUACUCAGAGUAUUGCAAAGAAAACAAAAUUGCGAACUUCCCCGUCGUCCGAUAUUACUUCAAAGGAAUUCACAUUGAAGAUGUUACUAUCGAUAAUAACCCAUCACCAGAGCUAUUCAUACAGUUCUUGGAAAAGAAAUCACACAAAGAUGAACUCUAGACUGGACCCAUUUAGUUUUUCAAUUUGUUACAUGAUUCCAGAUUUUAAUAUUUUUCAAGAUUUUGAUGAAUGAAACUUCUUGUUAA
Messenger RNA from Rhopilema esculentum, 3609 nucleotides. Lineage: Eukaryota; Metazoa; Cnidaria; Scyphozoa; Rhizostomeae; Rhizostomatidae. The record is from RefSeq and is a predicted model, not a curated record.